Molecule: messenger RNA, 694 nt
Organism: Porites lobata
Lineage: Eukaryota; Metazoa; Cnidaria; Anthozoa; Scleractinia; Poritidae
Source: the annotation of a GenBank genome assembly
AUGUGCUUUGAGCCAAGCAAGUACAAGAUAGUGCGCAUAUCUCGAAAAACCACCUACAAGAUCACUUAUCAAUACACUAUGGAACGCACGAGUCUGGAAUCUGUUCAGCACACGAAAUAUCUCGGAGUAACGAUAUCAGAUGACCUUAGAUGGAACUUCCAUGCUAUGCCAACAAACUACUCGGACUCCUUAGACGGAACCUUUCAACAUGUGACGGAAGAGUAAAAGAGGCAACUUACCUUGGCCUAGUAAGACCAUUACUCGAGUAUGCGAGCGAACCAUGGGAUUCGUAUAUACGGAUAAACUAUCAAACUAGAUCGAAAAGAUACAGAGGUGCGCUGCGCGUUUUUUAACAUCUGAUUACCAAAAUUAUGAACUUGGCAGUGUCACUACGCUUUUAAAGGAUCUCGGUUGGAAGUCUCUAAAGAACAGGAGAGAAGUAGACAGACUCUGUCUUAUCAAAAAGGGAUUAGAUAACAACGCAAUCCUGCCCCUGGAUGAAUUAUCAAAGCCGGCCAGAAAGACAAGACAUAUGCACAAUAGAUAUUACACCACAAUUUUUGCUCGAACCCAGAUUUUCAAAUUCAGUUUUGUGCCAAGCACAAUUAGAGAUUGGAAUAAUCUACUACAUAAUGUUGUAGAAAUUGCGGACGAUGCUAAGUUCCGCAAAUUAUUGUUAUUUACGAUUCUCUAG